AUUAAAGUCACAUAACGAGCCGUUGGUGCAGCACUGCCGCCCUCUAAUGGCGGAGGAAGAUAACUGUCAGGUUUAUUCGUCCUCAGGAGGAUGAUGAGCCCUGUGGCAAGUGACAACGGGCAGGCAGAGCGCGCUCAGUACCCACGAGAACCUGCUGAAGGCCGCUGGAGUCGUGCGUUGUAAAUUAUGUACAUAAGUUACCGAUAUUAUUCGGACACACAUGAAUGGCCAGUCGCACAACUUGGAGCCGACAAACCGAGCAGCGAGUGGGGGAAUCUGUAAACCAACCGAAAGCAUCGUCUGAACUGGAACACGUACACCAAGUGCUCGCUGGCUGUCUCUCACGCAGACCGAGGCUCGACGACUCCGCUGGGGAUUUUCAAGCCGUCAAUACCGCAGCAAGCGCAUAAAAUGUAAAGAGAAAAACAAAACGGACCCGCGAAUUUUUCUAAAGCUUUUUCUUUUGUAAAUUUAAUUUUUUCAGUGGGUUUCAAAUAAUUUUUUAGGCGAAAAGCCCAGUGUAAAUCUCGUGUAAUAACGUUUGUAAAUAGCUAUAGGAAUAUUAAAACCAGACAUCAGUGAGUUUGCUAGCUAUCGGGGCUGAGCAGCUUGUUUUUGUUUUGUAAAGAUAUCGCUGGACCGACGAGAUACGAUGUUACAUUUGGGGUUUACUUGAAGAUAUUCACACAGCAGUUCGAAAGAAAAAGACUGCAGCUUUCCCAACAGACUUGAAAAGACUCCCGGUUUAGUGUGUGUUUAUAAGAGCUGGAAGACGUGUGGUUUACUUUGAUUAGUGAUGUACCUAAGUGGGUUCUGAAGAAAACGUAGGAGAUGGUGAGAAGGAAAGUGAGGACAGAAACUAUUCUCCAACAGCUGUGGUCUCACCCUCUUGUGCCCUUGUAAAGCAUCAAAGAAACGUAGGCAGAGAGAACAGGAAAGUAGGAGAGGGUUACCGAUUUGACCAAAGACGGCCUUCAGUCACCUGCAGCACUGGAAGAAAAGUCUGGUGGACUAGAAAGAGUUAGUGAGUGACCACAGAAAGAGAGAGAGACGGGGACUGACGGAGGAGCAAAGGUUUGGAGGAGGAGGAGGAGGUCUAGGAGGAGUGGGAAAGGCCAUUCCCCAUGGCUACUGACCCAGGAGAGCCCACAGGCACCGAGGACUCCUCGGAGAAACCUGAUGGACAGAGGGAGGAGGACACGGAGCGGGAGGGCAGGGCCGACACACAGAGGGAGAGGACGCACAGCACCCCCUCAGACUUCCCCUCCUCCCAGACUCAGGAGAGGCAAGCAACAGGAGGAGAGGAUGGAGGAAUGCAAGGAGGAGGAGGAGGAGGAGGAGAAGCCAGCCAGGAGGGUUCGGAGACCCCAGCCAGACCCAUUUCCCUCUCCACACCCACUUUUCCAGUCGAAACUGGCCAGAAACGUCUGAGGAGGGAGAAGCGCUUCUUCAGGAAGAGUGUGGAGAUUUGUGAGGAGGACGAUGAGGUGGAGGUGGCCCCGGAGGCGCCACACAGUGCACCCCACCUGGAGCUGCGCUCCUUUGACUCAGUCUUCACCAGCAGUGCCCAGCAGCAAGGGGCUGCUUCAUCGUGUGCUGCCCUGGGCCAUGACCCAUCCUGCCCCAGCUCCAGCCAGGAUCCUGGCAAGGAUGCUCCUUCCUCCACACCCACCCAAAGGGGGAAGGAGAGGGACCGCGAGCAGGAGGAGGAGGCGGAGAUGAAGGCUGUGGCUACCUCUCCUGGAGGCAGGUUCCUCAAGUUUGACAUUGAACUGGGCAGAGGAGCCUUCAAGACUGUGUAUAAAGGCCUGGACACAGAGACUUGGGUGGAGGUGGCUUGGUGUGAACUUCAGGACCGCAAGUUGACCAAGGCAGAGCAGCAACGCUUCAAGGAGGAGGCAGAGAUGCUGAAGGGACUCCAGCACCCCAACAUCGUCCGCUUCUAUGAUUCCUGGGAGUCGGUGCUCCGUGGCAAGAAGUGCAUUGUACUGGUCACUGAACUAAUGACCUCAGGAACACUCAAAACUUACCUGAAGCGCUUUAAGGUGAUGAAACCCAAGGUCCUGAGGAGCUGGUGUAGGCAAAUCCUGAAGGGCCUUCACUUCCUUCACACCAGGACUCCUCCAAUAGUCCACCGGGACCUCAAAUGUGAUAACAUCUUCAUAACAGGCCCCACGGGAUCUGUCAAGAUAGGUGAUCUGGGCCUGGCCACUCUUAUGAGGACCUCCUUUGCCAAGAGUGUCAUAGGAACCCCGGAGUUCAUGGCUCCUGAGAUGUAUGAAGAGCAUUAUGAUGAGUCUGUGGAUGUCUACGCCUUUGGGAUGUGUAUGCUGGAGAUGGCUACUUCAGAAUACCCCUACUCUGAGUGCCAAAAUGCUGCUCAGAUCUAUCGCAAAGUCACAAGUGGUAUAAAACCAGCAAGCUUUGAUAAAGUGAAUGACCCAGAGAUCAAAGAAAUCAUUGAAGGCUGCAUUCGUCAGAACAAGAGCCAGAGACUCUCCAUCCGAGACCUCCUGAACCACGCAUUCUUUGGGGAGGACACAGGGGUCCGAGUGGAGCUUGCAGAGGAAGACACGGGCACCCAGGACUGUCUGGCUCUACGGAUUUGGGUUGAAGAGCCCAAAAAGCUGAAGGGGAAACACAAAGAUAACGAGGCUAUCGAGUUCAGCUAUGACCUGGAGAAUGAUAGUGCUGAGGAAGUGGCUCUAGAGAUGGUGAAGUCGGGCUUCUUCCAUGAGAGUGAUGCCAAGGUGGUGGGGAAAUCCAUCCGGGACAGAGUAAAUCAGAUCAAAAAGUCACGGGAGCGCCGACAGCAGCAGCUGCUCCAACAGCAGCAGGGCUUUGAAGAAAGAAGAGACUCCACUCUCACCUCCUACACCUUUCCCCAUCCAUCCUGCCCGUCCUCACUGGGGCCAGGAGCACCUGGACAGACAGGAGGAGGAGGAGGAGGAGGAGGGGGAGGAGGAGGGGGAGGAGGAGGAGGAGGAGGAGGAGGAGGGCAGGAAUCUGAGGAGCUACCUGAAGUGGACCAGCAUGUCAGGCAGCAACAUAUUCUCAGUGGGACAACCCUCAGUCUGCCAGAAGGUGAGAGCAUUGGGUCUGUCAGCUGUGAGUCUUAUGCGAGUGGACAGAGUCAGGCGUACUCUCAGCAAGGGGAAUCAUACAGCCACUCCCAGACUACUCUCCCCCCUACUGCAUCUAGCACUGGUGUAAUCGCUCAUCCUCAAAUGCUCCCCAUUGGUGAGAGUGGAAGUGUUCCAAAUGUGCCUAUUGGUCAGAGCAUUAGUAUGUCCAGCAUGUCCGUAGGUCAAAGUGGAGGGGCGCCUGUUGGUCAGACAUUUCUUCAACCCACUACCAUGGUUCCACAGGUAUCACCAAGUGUACCUCAACAAUAUUUUCAGUCACAAACAUUCCCAUCAGAUGCAUUUCAAACUGCCACUCCCCAUGGAUCAAUAGCCCCCUCACAGUCAUAUAUACCUCCUGUUUCUCCACAAGCACCCAUUAAUGUUCUCACUACAUCCAUGUCAGUCAGUGAUCCUGCUGGACUAGCAGGGACCAUUGUGCCCCUCGCUCAGCAGACCCAACCCCCUGCCACUCCCAUGCAGCUCACUGACAUCAUUCCCCAGGCAGCACCCCAGCAAACACAACCUCUCAUGAUCCCUCAGCAGACUAUUGUUCAACAACAACAGAUCGGGAUGGAUCCCCAGACCUCCACCCUUCAGCAGCAGCCGCAGCAGCAAAUGGAGGCCCAGGCUACUCUGCUUGAACAACAAGUUAGUGCCACUCAGCCACCAAUGGAACAGCAUCAACAGAUCCUCUCAACUAAAGCUGUCCAGAAACAUCAACAUGAGCCUCAGCAGCAGAUCUAUGUACAGCAGCCUGUUCCACCUGUCCAGCCAACUCCUCAGCAGCAAGUGUUACCCCCCCAAACUGGUAUGGAGCAGCGAGCUAUGUCAUUACCACAGCCUGGGGAACAUCCUCAGAUGUAUAAUCAGCAACCAACAGGGGAUCCCCGCGAGCAGACCAUGAUACAACCACAACUACAACAGCAGUUUCAGCAACAGCAAACUUUGUUACAACAGCAGCAGCAAGCUUUACUGCUCGAGCAACAUCAGACGUAUAUCCAGCAACAGCUUGAUCAGCAGCAACAAAAAGUACUGCUUCAACAGCAGCAGCAACAGGCCCAACUUCAACAGCAGCAGCUGGAGCAGCAGCAAGCCCUUAUACACAAGCAACUGUUGGAUCAACAACAGCAACAACUUCUUCAACAGCAAGAGCAGCAGCAGCAAGCUCUUGUGCAGCAAAGGCAACCACAACAAACACUUUUACAACAUCAAUUGGAGCAACAACAGCAGCAGCCCCCUUUACAGCAACCGCAGCAGAACCAAUUAUAUCAACAAAUUGAACAGCCCCAAGGUGGAGUACAAAAAGAACCACUGAAUCAACAGCAACAAGUUUUAUUGCAGCAGCAACCCCAGCAGACUCAACAGCAAAAGGAACAUCAACUGCAGCAGCAAGCCUUACUCCAACAAGUGGAACAACAACAGCAACAAGCACUCUUACAACAGCAUUUGCACCAACAGGCUAUUUUACAGCAGCAGCAGCUACAACAGAAAGCUCAGCUACAGCAAGAGCAACAACAAGUGCAACUCAAGCAGCAGAUGGAGCAGCAGCAGCAGCAAGCUAUGUUGCAACAACAGUUACAACAGCAGCGACAGCAACAGGUCCUGUUACAACAACAACAAGCAGAGAUAUUACAGCAGCAGGUUCUGAUACAACAGCAGAUUCAAGAGCAGCAGCAGCAACAACAAGCAACCAUCAUUCAACUUCAGCAAACUGAGAAACAAGAAGCUGCCGCUAUUCCACAAAGUAACAGUGAGCAGCAAAUUCAACAGAAACCAACUGAUAUGCAGCAUGUGUGUAUCCCUCAACUAAACACCACCCAGUUCACCCCUCAUAACCCUCUCACAGGCCAGCAAGUGAUGGAGCAACAACAGCAAGCAGCAUUGAUCCGGCAGCAGCAAGCCUAUGCUGCUCAGCCUCAGCACCACACCUCUGUAAUGGAACCUCACAUCCCAGUUGGAGCUCCAGCCAGCACUGAAGUGAUUCAGCACCAAACUCAAAUUGUCUCCCAGACCCAGGUCCCCAUGGCCAUUCAGACUGCUCAGAUCCCUGUUCAGACAUCUGGUGUUAUCCCAACUCAAGUCCUUACCCAGCAAGGACAAUGUGAGGCUCUUCCCCAGAACCCAGGCCAGAUCCCAGUCCAGUAUAUAGCCCAGUCCACAGCCCAAGUAGCUCAGGCUAUGAUUGAGGCCCAAGUCACUCCUCCAGCGGCAAUGAUCCAAGGACAGACUCAAGCCAUCCAGACCCAGAAGAUUCCUUUACAGACUAGUUAUCCUGGCCCUGCUACUCCCACACAGAGCCAGGUGACUGCUCAGCCAUUAAUACAAACUCAGCCUCUGCACCCAACAAUUAGUCAGUCCCAACCACCACAUGGCCAGGGCUCAACUGUAGACAUUCAGAUGCUGGGCCAACAAAGCCAAGCUACUAUCCAGCCUCCAGCUGCAAUUGCCUCAAAUCCCAGUCAGAUCCAACAUGAAACUCCAGUUCAUCAAAAUGCUCAAAUGCAAGGGCUCCUGCAGCCCCAGCUCCAGCAACAAACUCAAAGCCAACCACUUAGCCAGGUGCAGGCUCAGGCUGCCGCUGGCCUUUUAACCUCUCAGUAUGUCCCUCAGCCUACCCACCAAGCUAUUCCAUCUUUACAACAGGAUGUAACUCAUAUUACACAACAACAACAACAACAACAGCAGCAGCAGCAGCAGCAGCAGCAGCAACAGCCAGUGCUGCAGUAUCAGCAGAUGAUUAUGUCUCCUGGCUCAGCUAAAACAGCCAGUCUCAGUUCUGUAAUGGACCCUGCAAACUUCGUUGCCACUCCUCAACCUGUGCAGCAGGCCGGACAAGCCAAUAUUCCAGUCCAAACAGGACUACAUCCAGUUGUUCAGCCCCAGCAGCAGCCCUUAGGAAGCACUGCUGACCCUACAGCAAUUCAGAAUAUCUCCCAGCCUGCUAUGCCUCAGUCUGUUGAGCAAUACCAGCAACAGCUACAGAAGCUUACUCAAGCACAGCAACCACUAGCUCCACCACCUUCACAGCAACAGUUGCCUUUACUGACUCAAAUUCCAGCGCAGCCCAUCCCAACUCCCAUCCAGCAACCACUUCCUCUACAGCAGGCUUUGAUACCCGUUGAUGAGAGUCAGCUGCCCCCACAGUAUCAACCUGUGUCACAUCUGGUAACCCAUCCUCCUGCACAGAUAGCCCCCAGUAAUGUGGCUGAGCAUCAGUCCCAGCCCAGGAUCCUGCCCCUCUGUAGUCAUGUAGUGGGAGGCGCGCCACCUUCUCCGCAGCACCAGACAAAGCAGAUGCUGCCAGCACACACACACACACAAACCAGCAUUCAGGCCCAAACACACACCCAGACACAGACACACGUUCAGACCCAGGCUCACUCUCAUACACAGACACACGCUGAGACACCAAUUGCUGAACAGCCUGUUUUGCCCCUUGCUGUCUUUCCUGCACAACAAAUACCCCUCAGCCCCUCUCACACCUCAUGCCCCCCAACAUCACUACCAACCCUAACAUCCCACCAUCUUGCUGCCACCCCUGCUCCAGAGCUGCCUACAUCUCCGCCAGCGGCCCAGGUAACCUUACCAGGGCAGGCCGACUUUAUACCUACCUCCCCUCCGCCUGUCACCACUCUAGAGUCGCUUGAUUCUAAUGCCCCCAAACUGCCCCAAGCCUCGCUACAAGACUGCGACCUUUCCCUGCUGGGCAUUGCUCAGGAUUGUCCAUACCUGUCAAGUACAGAACGUCAUUCUUCGUCAGGGUCUGUGCCAGCGAAUGGAGAAGAAACUUUUCAGCUCUUGGCCAAUGGGAAAUUAGAGAAAUUAAAGACUGCGAGGAGAUCUUCUUGUCAGAGGCCUGAAAAAGUUUCACAUCAGUUUCAACUGAGUAUGCUCCAGGUGUCCGGCAGUGGGGACAAUAUGGUGGAAUGCCAGUUGGAGACCCAUAGCAACAAGAUGGUGACAUUUAAAUUUGACAUUGAAGGGGAUGCACCUGAGGACAUAGCAGAUUACAUGGUGGAGGAGGACUUUGUCCUUGAUGUGGAGAAAGAGAUGUUUGUUGAGGAGCUUAGAGCCAUAGUAAAGAAAGCCCAGGAAAUUCUUCAAACACAUUCACAGACUGGAUCCACAGACCAGUUGCAUGUGAGCACUCCCACUAGCUCUACAAUGGACUCAGUGCCCCAUUCCUCCCCAGUGGGACGCUGGCGUUUCUUCAUCAACCAGACCAUCCGACACAGAGACUCUCUUUCUAGUCAGGGAGCAGCCACGCCACCACCUACUACAGAGACAAGGAUACCCCAGUCCCCAAAAACAGAGAAAGAAAGUGAAGGAUCCCAGAGUCUGGAGUCCUUGACUGGAAUGGCCUCUCCCCCCUGCCCCACCCUCUCUGCCACCUCCCCUCCAGUCUCCACUGUCUCAGCCCCUGCCUCCAUAGCCCCCUCAACCACCACUGCUCCCUCCCCUAACACCACUGCCUCUGAAAGCAUCUCUGCACUAGCCUCUACUCUUGAAGCCUCUGUCCCUGUCACUGCUUCAGGUGGUCUUGAACUGCCAGUCCUCCCCUCAGCUUCUGUUGACCAAAUUCCCAGUGUUCCCUCAUCCAUAGCAUUACCUGUUGCUACAAACCUCCCCACUUUGCCCACUGCUCCUUCUCUUGUGUCUCCCACACCCACCACCAUUAUGCCAGAUGUCAUCACUUCUCCUGGAACCAGUGGUAGCUCCACUGUAGGUCAAAGUGUAGGGGAUGCAGUGAUAACUGCGCCAAGGCCAUGUGCGUCUGCAGUGGACCAGUCUUUAUCCUCUUUUCAUCUCCCUCCUUCUGCUGCUGCAGUGACCUCCCCUGUGGUAAGUCAACUUGGCAUGGAGCAACAGCAGACACUCAGCCAGGUUGGCAUACCAGCCCCACAACAACCACAACCACAACCACAGCCACAGCCACAAGUACAAUCUGCAUUACAGCAGCAGGUUCCACUAGCCCAACAGCAACUACAGGCGAUGCAGCUUGAACAACAGGUACAACAGAUACAGCAGGCAGCACCACAACAACAGCAGCAAUCACAACAUCAAGUGUACCAGGAACAAAUUCAGCUGCAGCAGGAACGAGCACUGCAGCAGUCUCUGCAGCAGUUACAACAGCAACAGUUAAUGCAGAAACAAAUACCACUCCAACCAGAGUUGUUGCAACAGUCUGUACCUCUGCAGCAGUUUCUGCCACCAAUGCCCCUACAGCAGACCCAACAACCCCUUGUUCAACAACAAACACCACAGUACACCCCGCAGUUGUUGCAGCAGCCUCAGUUACACCAGCUACAACAGCAGGUUAUGGCACCCCAAGCUGAUAUAGUGCCCCCACAGCAGGCCCUCACUGAUCACCAGCAGCAGCAACAGUUAAACCUACAGCAGACAAUACACUUACAGCAACAGCAAAUGGUGCAACAGCAGCUACAGCAGCAGCAACAUCAGCUGUUUAUGGGUGCUGUGGCUUUAAAGCCAGAUCAAAGCCAAAUGCUGCCCCUGUCAAUUAGUCAACAGUUUCUUCAACAACAACAACAGGCACAGCUAAAUGUUAGCCCUGUACCCCAACAGCAGAUUCCUCAACAAACCCAAAUCCCUGCUGAGCUGGCACAACAACAUAUACAGUCACAGAAACAGCUGCAACACACUGAGCAGCAACAGGAGGUGCCAAAAGCUAUGGACACACCUCAGAAACAGCAGCAGUUUCCACUGCAGAAACAGUCCUCUUUACAGCAGUCAGAGUCAGAGAUGUCCACAGGGGAGACAAGUGUCACAGAGGACACAGGCAGUUACUCUGCCCCUUUUCAUCCUUCUUCUGACUCUUCUCUGCCGCCUCUCCAUCUGAGCACUGCUGAAACCUCCUUACCCCCUCUCUCCCUCACAAUGACACCAUCCCCUGCUCAGCCUUCCUCUGUGGCUGAGUCAGACAGCGAAGGCCCUCCCAAAAUUGAUUUCGUAGACAACCGCAUAAAGACACUGGAUGAAAAGCUGAGGAACUUGUUGUAUCAGGAGUACAGCAGCGGGGCACCACUAGCAGGGGGAGCUGCCUCUGCCCCCACAUCAGCAUCAGCUGCCUCCACAUCAGCUGGAGGAGAUGAGUCAUCUGAGCCACAGUCGCUCCACCCCUUGUCUUUUCCCCCACCUGCCUCCUCCUCAGAUACUUCCCCCCACUCCUCAUCCUCCACUACCUCCUCCACCACCUCUCGUUCCUCCUCCACCUCCCCUGACCCCGAGAGGGAUGGAGGAGGAGAGGAAGCGCCCAACUCUGCGGAGCUGGGCCCGGUGGAGCAGCAGCCUGGCCCAUCUCUCCCCUCCACCUCCGCCUCCUCCACUCCACCUGCCUCUCUCCUGCUUCCCAAUCAGGAUGAAUCUGCUGGGCCUCAGCGCCCACCUGUACCAGGAGAACCAACCGUUCUUGCUGUACCCCCACAGUCUGACACCAGUACCACUGGAGAAGCAUCGUGGCCCCCCAAUCAGCACCCGAUCCCCCUCCGGCAUGGACAGCAGCAGCACAAUGCAGGAGGUGGAUAUUUUGGCCUAAACCUGACAUGUCCUAGUAUCAGAAAUCCUGUUAGCAAGAAAUCCUGGACUCGCAAAUUCAAAAACUGGGCGUGCAAACUGCGCCACUCCGCCAGCUUGUUCAAGAAGCCCAGAGUCCAGCAAGAUGGACGUUCCAGCAGUCAAGCUCUUAAAGAGGAGAAGGAGGCGCCCCCCGUAAACCCACCUCAGUCACGCAAAGGACGAUUUCAAGUGACUCCAGUGCCCCAGUCCUCGCCCCCAAAGGAUGUGCCAUCAGGCCAUGGUAGCACUCACAGGAAAGUGGGCCGCUUCUCUGUAACCCAGGCUGAGACCAAGAAAGAGGAUAGGCAGACCGACAGCUCCCCGGUGUCUCCUGAUUUGGCUAGGGAAAGGAGGAAAUCUCGGGCAAAGGAGGGAGACAAAGAAGAAAGCAAGAGGACCCCAGCAAUGGCCCACCUGCCUCGAGGUCAUGGGCACAGCCACUCACCCCUGGGCAGCAGCGAUGAUGAUGAUGAUGAGAGUGAGCUGGAGGAUGAAGACCUGAGAAAAGAACUGCACAAGCUCCGAGAGAAGCACAUCAAAGAGGUGGUAUCGCUUCAGGCCCAGCAGAACAGAGAGCUACAGGAGCUGUACAGACAGCUUCGUUCCCUCAAAGACCAAAGGCAGAGUCUGCCUGUUUCCCUGUCACGAACCCCUCCUCUUCCCACGGCACCCCCUGUCCUCUCUCCACGCAGGCCCAGGCCAGCCAAAAUUAAGCUCCGGUCCCGGCCUCACUCUCACAUGGAUAACAACGGAGUUACACACUCUGGGAUUCAGCAGUCUAGUAGUUUCUCAGGUGGUGAACAGAGUAGACUGCCCCUGUACUGCAACCCAGAGCACCGCACCUCACUUUCUGCUAAAAGAGAUCACAGUCCCCUAAGAAAAAGCACAUUCACAGAUGAACUGCACAAACUUGUUGAUAAUUGGACGAAGGAGACGGUGGGCCCCGCCCCGCCCAAGCCUUCACUGAAUCAAAUCAAGCAGAUUCAGCAGGUGCAGGAGUUGGGAGGCUGGAGCCAGUCGACCGAGGUGGCUCCACCAGGUUGGUUUCCAGUGGCACCACUGAACCCCCAGGCACCCCCGACUCCUGCCAGCUUACCUCUGGCAGCCCCUUCCCAUUACACAGGCGGAGGGAGCCUGUCCACCCUACAUUCUCCGGGACCACCGCCGCAAACGCACAUGGCUCAAGUGCCACAGAUGCAGCAAAGUUUACACCUCCAUCAGUCUCUCCCUCUCCAGCAGAUGACCUAUCCGCAGUCCCCACUCCGCCAGCCGCUACCACAGCCCCGGAUGCAAACUCCCGUACAGUCUCAGUCAGUACCACAGACACAAACCAUCGCCCAGCUGCCCCACUCACCACCUCAAAGCCAACCGCUGCUGCCUUCCCAAAUGCCCACAUCCCCAGUGUCCACGGCCGCAUCUCUGCUGCCUGGCAGUGGUACCACUGCACCCGCAGAUAGCAGUGCUGCUACUGGGGGGACAUUUUGCUCCUGCUCCUCAUCUUCUUCGACCUGUUCCUCUUCCUCCUGCUCUACUGCUGCUCUACCUUCCAGUGCCAAAAUUCACCCAACACCCCCCACCUCUACUCUUCCUCUGGGACAGAAAUGAAACCAAGGCAAAGUGUGAGGUCAAUAUGAAGGUGCAAGAGAUGGAAAUACAAGUUGGAGCGAGAUGUAAAGCAGAUCCAUUUGGAGUGUUAGUUCUGUGUGUGCAAGAGAAAGUUGUGACUGCUAUGAAUAUAUGGAUUCCAGUGCACUUCUGUAAUGAGAUGGGGAGUGAAUGUGAGAGAUGAUAGAUUCUAGUAUGUACAGACAGAAGGUAAUAUGGAACACAGCACCUGAGGUUUAUGAAGAAUGGUAUGUUUGGGUGUUGAGAUGUAUAAAUUCUUUAAUGUGUGUGUGCGUGUGUGCGUGUGUGUGUGUGUGUGUGUGUGUGCAUUUAUGAGUGUGGGUGAAUGUUUGUGGGUUAUCCUAGUACAUAUCCCUUAUGUCUUUUGACAAAAAUUAACGUUCAUGUUUUUGUUUUCAAACCAACUCAGUUGGACCUGAACUCUCCCUAAGCAGAGACAAGAAGGACAAAAUAUUUGACAAUGUGUUGACAUUUUUUGUUUUGAUUUGUCAAUGCUUACAGUGAAAGGACUAUCAAUUUUAAAAGUGCAAUUAGUAAUGGUCAUCUAAAUUGAUCAGCAUGUAUUGUAUUGAUUUGUCUGUAAGUCAUAAAAUAUUUUUGUAGGAGCACAUUGAUGAGAACCAGAAGCAUAGAUAGAUAGAUCUUUUCAAGAUCUUUUAAAACUGUCAGCCUACAGCACAAGGCGUUUUAAUGGGAAAUGAAAAAUUUUUUUUUUAAAACAACAGCAUGUUUCACAGUAGAGCACGGUAAAGUUAUCUGGCAACCAUCAAAACCACAAUGCGACCACACUUGCUGUUGAAAUGUAGUGCACCGGUGCAGCAUGUGCUUAGUUUGUAUUACUUUAUGUUCAGCAGUUGUAUGAUAGAAACAGUCUGAAUUACCACAAUUGUCAUGAUAUAAAUUCAGAUAAAUGAAUUACAUGAUGGUGAAUUGAAAUAUGCCAUCUAUGUUCAGUGGAUACCUGGGUACACUCAGCCCAAGACUGCAUGACCUUAAGACUAACUUGACUUGCCAGAGUGCAAACUGCUUGCACUUGCUAUAUAUUUACGAAUCUCACAUUUACUAUUUGCAGCCUAUUGAGAUAAUUCAUCAGUUAUAAGUAAAUUGGCUUUCACAGUAUGACAUGUUUCACGGUAGACAUUUUUGCUUUCAGUUUGUGCACCGCAUAUCACAGUAUAUCAUGGUGUCAUGCUGAGGAGGAAGAUGAAAAAGAAAAAAAAACUGCCAAGUUAUUAUAGACUGGGGAGACCAUAUGGGUUUUUCCCAUAUUGCCUUUUAAAAUUACUGCAUUUUUGAGUGUGUGAGUGUAUAUUUUUUCUGUGUGACAAAGCUUUGUGAUAGUCCCACGGUAUAUUGCAUUAUAAAUUGCAUCCCUGUUUCUUUCAUUCAAAGCGGCCUCUCAAAUGUCACUGUACCCAGCUGAAAAUGUUUACUCUGCCUGUCUUGGGCUUGUUUCCUCAAGAAACAAAACAAGCGAGAGCUUAGACCAUAUACUGGUCGUAGGUUUGAUGUCCCACACUGUUGUGCUAUCUGUAUUUUUUUUUUUUUUUUUUUUUUUUUUUUUUGCCAUUGUACAAAUUCUUUGUUUCAAUUGUGAAUGAUUUAUUUAGUCUUUGACCACAGGCUGUCAGUGUGAAUGCAUCUGUCAUAAGAUGAACUGUGGGCCAUACACGUGUUUUUUGCACACUGCAAAAGGUUUACUUAAGACAAAACUGCUCCAUUCCUCUAUAACUAAAUUAAUUUCACUUGUAAAUGCAGAGAUACACUGUACUAUAUCAGAAGAUAUAUUACAUUAUAUUCGGUUAACAGUGCAUUUAGCCAUACAAACACUUCAAUGAUCAAUGAUCAGGCGUUGAUACAUUUUUGAAACAUUUUUGGCAUAAUAAGUAGCCUGCAGUCAAAGCAGUGUUUCUGUUAUAUUAAUGAUAGAAGAGUUAUGUGCCACAGAAAACAUCAGAUUGUACAGAUUGUUAAAGACUGCUAUAUGUGAGUCAAAGACUUUUAAAACAUGAAGUGUUAAGGAGCAAUAGUUUGUGCUAAAGGGUAUGGUUGUUCACAAACUACAAUUGCAUAAUCUAGGAUAUAACAAUGGUUUUCUGUAUUUGUUGCUUUUCAAGACAACCCACAUUUUCACAGAGAUGUAGUUCAUUAUUAGUGAAGGUGAGAUACUGUGCUGUCAUGUCUGAUACUAACAUGUUGACCGAAAGCUACAGCUUGAUGAUCAUGUUUCAUGAUAUGGAGCUGGCUUUGUCCUUGAAGUGUUACCAAAAUGUUAUCUAAAAGAUAAAGAUUAUUUUUGUAUUUUGAGAUGGGGUUGUACAAAUUGUAAAAUUGUGUUCUCAUCAUUAUAAAUCAGAGGUUAUUUGAAACUAUAAAACACUGGUUUUCAUCCCUGUUUACAUGGGACUCCCCUGCCUUUAUAUACCUCUCUGAGUCCUAACAGACCAGGGUCUUUUAAGAUUAUAUUCAGAGAACUUUUGGUCAUUUUUGACAUCUUAUUUCAGUUUUUAACCACGAUAACCAGGAAGCUACAUAACAGAAUGACAUAAGCCUUCCUGCUGGGAUAGUUAGAUUAGGUCAGAUUCAAUAAACUUUUUUAGGUUUAUCAGAUUCAAUUGAUGCAGAUUCAAUUGAUGCAACAACAAUCUGGGGAGUCCCAAAAUGGCAUGACUGAGAACCAAUGAUAAAAUGACAUUUCAACAGAGAAAUCUAGUAAUAUAAAGUAUGUUGCUGGUGAUUUAGCCUCUGUAAAUUGUAACUAAUUCAACUGUUGAUUUUAUUUAUGUUUUGUAACUAAUCAAAAUAAAUGAUGUUAAACAUCAUAUUAUGA
This is a messenger RNA of Thunnus maccoyii (southern bluefin tuna), 14154 nucleotides long. It is a transcript of the gene wnk3, whose product is annotated as serine/threonine-protein kinase WNK3. Gene Ontology annotation, biological process: intracellular signal transduction; protein phosphorylation; positive regulation of sodium ion transmembrane transporter activity. NCBI's taxonomy places the organism in Eukaryota, Metazoa, Chordata, Actinopteri, Scombriformes, Scombridae. The record is from RefSeq and is a predicted model, not a curated record. The transcript has 25 exons. Gene Ontology annotation, cellular component: cytosol; cytoplasm. Gene Ontology annotation, molecular function: ATP binding; chloride channel inhibitor activity; potassium channel inhibitor activity. Bases 1125 to 11303 code for a protein of 3392 amino acids.